This is a messenger RNA of Leguminivora glycinivorella, 1240 nucleotides long. Its product is annotated as malate dehydrogenase-like. NCBI's taxonomy places the organism in Eukaryota, Metazoa, Arthropoda, Insecta, Lepidoptera, Tortricidae. Gene Ontology annotation, cellular component: cytoplasm. The transcript has a single exon. Gene Ontology annotation, biological process: carboxylic acid metabolic process. Bases 188 to 1240 code for a protein of 350 amino acids. The record is from RefSeq and is a predicted model, not a curated record. Gene Ontology annotation, molecular function: L-malate dehydrogenase (NAD+) activity.
UCAGCUUAAUAUGACGAGGUUAUUGACAUUAAAAAAAUUACGCAUCAAUAGUCUACAAAUGCUGGCAGAUUAGAUCUUCCGGUAUUCACAGAAUGUCAUGUGCUCGAAACUGUCACGUAACUCAGUGACACGCAAAAUGAAAGAGGUAAAUUGAUCAAGUGGCAUGUGGAAAUAAUUGUUAUUAAUCAUGUUCCGUCUGACCAUAGCCCUGGUUCGUCGGGGUCACAUCAGGCGCAUGUUUCUCCAUACAAAGCCUGAAAUUCGACCGAAGGAUCCCGAGAGAAAGGGCAAGUUUCAAGUGACUAUCAUAGGACUGAAUCCGGUCGCGCAAAGUCUUUCCUUGCUGCUCAAGAACCAUCCGCUCGUGAGCAGGAUAGUGCUAUACGAUCGGCCGAAGUUUACGUACGGCGUGGGGCUGGACCUGUCGCACAUCCCGAGCGGGCCGGUGGCCGAGGGGCGCGCCGGUCACGUGGGCGCGGCUCUGCACAACGCGGACGUGGUGUGCCUGGCCUGCGGGGAGCUCAGGAAGCCUGGUCAGACGGACUAUGAUCUGUUUAAAGUGAACGCGGAUCUCCUCAUCCACCCCGUGCAAGAACUGUGUCGACUGUGUCCCGACGCGUUCGUGGUAGACCUCACCGAGCCCAUCAACUACACGGUCCCGCUUAUCAGCAGAGUGAUGGCAACUGAAGAAACCUAUGACCCGAACAAAGUGUUGGGCGUCACGGGUAUAGAUUCCAUGAGAGCCCAAGCUCGUCUGCACCAGCUUUAUGAGAUACCAGAGCCGCUGAAAGAGAUCCACGUGCCGGUCGUGUGCGGACACUCGGCUAGCACGUCGGUUCCGCUGGUAUCCCACGUGCGGCCGUGGGUGAACAUCGACGCCAAGGGAGCCGCGAAUAUCAUAGAGUUUGUGAGGGAGGCAUCGAACGGCAUGCUGCAGAGCGGCUCGUUCCAAACCAGCCAGCUGACCGCUUUCGCGGGCGUGCAGAUGGUGUCGGCUAUCCUCAACGCCCUAAAUGGCAAUCCUGACGCACAAAUCGCGUUUGUGGCCAAUGACGCAUAUAAGACCAAAUUCUUUGCAAGUCCUGUAAAAAUUCAAAAAGAUGGCAUCUCCAAAAUAGUGGAUUUUAAAGUCAUAAGUAAUAUAGAACACACAUAUCUGUGUGAAUCACUUGAAGAACUAGCAUUAGAUGUGGAUGACGCAGAGUCCUACUAUAAAGAAAUCUGUCACAAAUUAACUUAA